This is a messenger RNA of Gekko japonicus, 2013 nucleotides long. RefSeq names its product vacuolar protein sorting-associated protein 35. The record is from RefSeq and is a predicted model, not a curated record. The transcript has 10 exons. Gene Ontology annotation, cellular component: retromer, cargo-selective complex; late endosome; retromer complex. Gene Ontology annotation, biological process: intracellular protein transport; retrograde transport, endosome to Golgi. NCBI's taxonomy places the organism in Eukaryota, Metazoa, Chordata, Lepidosauria, Squamata, Gekkonidae. The annotation marks the transcript as partial.
GUUUUCCCAGAUGAAUUUCACCUCCAGACCUUGAAUCCUUUUCUCCGAGCAUGCGCGGAGUUGCACCAAAAUGUGAAUGUCAAAAACAUCAUUAUUGCAUUAAUUGACAGGCUCGCGCUAUUCGCUCAUCGAGAGGAUGGACCGGGAAUCCCUGCUGAUAUUAAGCUCUUUGACAUUUUCUCCCAACAGGUGGCUACCGUCAUACAGUCCCGGCAAGACAUGCCUUCGGAAGAUGUGGUGUCCUUGCAAGUGUCUCUCAUUAACCUGGCCAUGAAGUGCUACCCGGAUCGCGUGGACUACGUUGACAAAGUCCUGGAGACGACGGUGGAGAUUUUCAAUAAGCUUAAUCUGGAGCACAUCGCGACCAGCAGCGCUGUUUCGAAGGAGCUGACCCGGCUCUUGAAGAUCCCCGUCGAUACCUACAACAACGUCCUCACCGUCUUGAAGCUCAAACAUUUCCACCCCCUUUUCGAGUACUUUGACUACGAGUCCAGGAAGAGCAUGAGCUGUUACGUGCUUAGCAACGUGCUUGAUUACAACACAGAAAUAGUCUCCCAAGACCAGGUGGAUUCAAUCAUGAACCUGGUCUCCACGCUGAUCCAGGACCAGCCCGAUCAGCCUGCUGAAGACCCGGACCCCGAGGAUUUUGCCGAUGAGCAGGGCCUGGUGGGCAGGUUCAUUCACCUCCUUCGUUCCGAUGAUCCCGAUCAGCAGUAUCUGAUCUUAAACACCGCUCGGAAGCACUUUGGUGCUGGGGGGAACCAGCGCAUCCGUUUCACGCUGCCGCCUUUGGUCUUUGCAGCCUACCAGCUCGCGUUCCGCUACAAGGAGAACUCCAAAGUGGAUGACAAGUGGGAGAAGAAAUGCCAGAAGAUCUUCUCCUUCGCGCACCAGACGAUCAGCGCUUUGAUCAAAGCUGAGCUGGCGGAGCUGCCCCUCCGGCUCUUCCUCCAGGGGGCCCUCGCUGCCGGGGAAAUCGGCUUUGAGAACCACGAGACGGUGGCCUAUGAGUUCAUGUCCCAGGCAUUCUCUCUGUAUGAAGACGAAAUCAGCGACUCUAAAGCACAGCUGGCCGCAAUCACCUUGAUAAUUGGGACGUUUGAGCGGAUGAAGUGCUUCGGCGAGGAGAACCACGAGCCCCUGAGGACGCAGUGCGCCUUGGCCGCCUCCAAGCUGCUGAAGAAGCCGGAUCAGUGCCGGGCCGUCAGCACCUGUGCCCAUCUCUUCUGGUCCGGCCGGAACACGGACAAGAACGGAGAAGAGCUCCAUGGCGGGAAGAGGGUGAUGGAGUGCCUGAAGAAGGCACUGAAGAUCGCCAACCAGUGCAUGGACCCCUCUCUCCAAGUCCAGCUCUUCAUCGAGAUCCUGAACAGAUACAUCUACUUCUACGAAAAGGAGAACGAAGCGGUGACAAUUCAGGUUUUGAAUCAGCUCAUUCAAAAAAUCCGGGAAGAUCUUCCGAACCUGGAAUCGACUGAGGAAACGGAGCAAAUCAACAAACACUUUCACAACACGCUGGAGCACUUGCGGUUGAGGAGAGAGUCCCCGGAGUCCGAAGGGCCCAUCUAUGAAGGGCUGGUCAUUUAGAAGAAGAAAACAAAGAGCCCGCGAGCGCCCCGUUCUGCUUCACCUUUCUCAUUUAUACACAGUACAUGAUUCCCCCCCCACCCCCCUUAUGCUAGAAUUCAUAGAUUGUGCCUUUCGGAAGUGCCAACUUAGGCUACCCAGUUGCUUUCCUGCCCCUGCUGCCCUGUGACUCAUUCAGCUACGCGCUUCCAAACACUGCUUCUUCGGAACGUUCCAGCAGUCUGGACCAGCGGCUGGAUCGAUAACCGUCAAAGUUAGCAUGACUGAAGUCCUCCGGUUUAAAACGUGCGAGGCAUUUCCCCUUCUGUCUUCUGUGGUCUCGUUUCUGUCUCCUCCCAAUUCUUUUGCUCCGUUCACCCCCCCCCUUCCUCUAACAUCUAAUCUGGCUUUCUAUUUUCAAGUGUUAUAGAUGUGUAUUUGAUUUAU